Brienomyrus brachyistius is the source of this 3517-nucleotide messenger RNA. Its product is annotated as ATP-dependent 6-phosphofructokinase, platelet type-like. The record is from RefSeq and is a predicted model, not a curated record. Bases 232 to 2595 code for a protein of 787 amino acids. Lineage: Eukaryota; Metazoa; Chordata; Actinopteri; Osteoglossiformes; Mormyridae. The transcript has 23 exons. Gene Ontology annotation, molecular function: monosaccharide binding; AMP binding; identical protein binding. Gene Ontology annotation, biological process: fructose 1,6-bisphosphate metabolic process; canonical glycolysis; fructose 6-phosphate metabolic process. Gene Ontology annotation, cellular component: membrane; 6-phosphofructokinase complex; cytoplasm.
UAUCGCAGACAGAGAUUCGCGGAUAGGGUUUAAUAUAGCGCAGACAGUGAUGCGCAGAUAGGGUUUAAUAGCGCAGGCAGAGAUACGCGGAUGGGGUCAAUAAAGCAGACGGAGAUGUGCAGAUAAGGUUUAAUGGGGCAGAGAGAUGCGCAUAUAUACGCUUUAAUAAAGGCUACUAUUGGAUGUGCACUGUGUCAUUUAAUCAGAUCCUGCUGAAGGAAGAGCGCAGAUAUGGAAAAGCAGCCCGAUAAUAAGAAGUUUUUCGAAAGCCUCUGUGGGGCUGGAAAAGCCAUCGCCGUGCUGACGAGCGGAGGAGAUGCGCAAGGGAUGAAUGCUGCCGUCCGUGCUGUCAUCCGAAUGGGGAUCUACGUUGGAGCUAAAGUCUACUUCAUUCAUGAAGGUUAUCAGGGUAUGGUGGACGGUGGCGAGAAUAUUAAGGAGGCAACGUGGGAGAGCGUGUCCAGCGUUUUGCAGAUGGGUGGCACUGUCAUUGGCAGUGCCCGCUGCAGCGAGUUCCGCACGCGUGAGGGCCGCCUGAAAGCCGCCCUCCAUCUGGUGCAGCGUGGCAUCACCAACCUGUGUGUCAUCGGUGGCGAUGGCAGCCUCACCGGGGCCAACCUCUUCAGGGAAGAGUGGAGCGGCCUGCUGGAGGAGCUGGUGCAGCAAGGGGAGAUCGAGGAAGAGGCUGCGAGCAGAUAUUCCGCCCUUCACAUUGUGGGGAUGGUCGGGUCCAUCGACAAUGAUUUUUGCGGCACCGACAUGACCAUCGGGACAGACUCCGCCCUGCACCGGAUCAUUGAGGUUGUGGAUGCGAUCAUGACCACUGCCCAGAGCCAUCAAAGGACCUUUGUGCUGGAGGUUAUGGGCAGGCAUUGUGGGUACCUGGCGUUGGUCAGUGCUCUGGCGUGUGGAGCAGACUGGGUGCUGAUCCCCGAGAUGCCCCCAGAUGAUGGUUGGGAAGAGAAGAUGUGCAGGAAGCUGUCGGAGACUCGAUCCCGAGGCUCAAGGCUGAACAUCAUCAUAGUUGCUGAAGGAGCUACUGACAAGCACGGGACGACCAUCACCUCUGACUAUAUAAAGGCUCUCGUCGUACGAUGCGUGGGGUUCGACACCCGUGUGACCAUCUUGGGUCAUGUGCAGAGAGGUGGCACGCCCUCAGCCUUCGACAGGAUCCUGGCAAGCCGAAUGGGUGUGGAGGCAGUCCUGGCCCUGCUGGAGGCAUCCCCGAGCACCGAGGCCUGCGUCGUGUCGCUCUGCGGUAACCAGGCAGUGCGACUCCCCCUCAUGGAGUGUGUGCAGAUGACUCAGGAGGUGCAGAAGGCCAUGGACGAGCAGAAAUUUGAAGAAGCUGUGAAACUGCGUGGCAGGAGUUUUGAAAACAACCUGAAGACCUACAAACUUCUGGCUCACCGGAAACCAGAAUCUCAGCUCCCACACAGCUCCUUCAACGUGGCUGUCCUGAAUGUGGGGGCCCCGGCCGCAGGCAUGAACGCGGCGGUCCGCUCGGCGGUUAGGGUGGGCAUCUCCGAGGGACACAAGAUGUUUGCUGUCUAUGAUGGCUUCGAGGGCUUCUACAAGGGACAGAUCAAGGAGGUGAAGUGGGCUGAUGUGGGAGGCUGGACCGGACAAGGCGGAUCACUGUUAGGAACAAAACGGACACUUCCUGGCAAGCACCUGGACAAGAUUGCGGAGCAGAUGAGGAAACACAACAUUAAUGCUUUACUCGUGAUUGGAGGGUUUGAGGCGCUGGAGAGCUUGCUGCAGCUUCACGAGGCUCGUUUGCGUUUCGAGGAAUUUUGCGUGCCGCUCUGCAUGCUGCCAGCCACCAUCAGUAACAACGUGCCAGGCACGGACCUCACCAUCGGCGCCGACACUGCCCUCAACGCCAUCGUGGAAACAUGUGACCGCAUCAAGCAGUCCGCCAGCGGCACCAAGCACAGGGUCUUCAUUAUUGAGACCAUGGGAGGUUACUGUGGGUACCUUGCCAGCAUGGCAGGGCUCGCCUCGGGGGCGGACGCAGCCUAUGUUUACGAGGAACCUUUCGAUAUCAGAGACCUGCAGUCGAACGUGGAGCACUUGACAGAAAAGAUGAAGACGAGCAUCCAGAGAGGUCUGGUCCUGAGAAAUGAAAACUCCAACAAGAACUAUACAACGGACUUCAUUUAUCAGCUGUACUCUGAAGAAGGAAAAGGCGUGUUUGACUGCAGGAAGAAUGUUCUGGGUCACAUGCAGCAGGGAGGAGCACCAUCACCCUUUGACAGGAAUUUCGGUACAAAGAUAUCGGCCAAAGCUAUGCAAUGGAUUUCUAGGAAGCUUAUUGAAAGCUACAGACAAGGGCGUGUGUUCACCAGUGCAGAGGACACGGCCUGCCUGCUGGGAAUGCGCCGUCGUGCUCUUGUCUUCCAGCCCGUGGUGCAGCUGAAGGAUGACACUGACUUUGUCCACAGGAUUCCAAAGGAACAAUGGUGGCUCAAACUGCGCCCUCUUAUGAAGAUCCUGGCCAAAUACAAGACCAGCUACGACAUCUCCGACUCAGGCCAGCUGGAGCACGUGGUACGGAAUCACUCCAAGGAGUCUGAAGCAUCCACCAUCUGAUCUCGGCUGUGGCUCCUCCCACAUGGUUUAGCCAUUGGUUAGACAGUUAGUAUGGCUUUGCCCCCUCGCUCUUGUGUACCUGCAAACCUUGUGUUGUUUUAGGAAAGUGACUCACUUUGUAGUUUGGGAGCCAGAGGGGCUGUGCUCCUACCACUGACCUCCAUGUAAUAGAACCUUCCAGCAAUGUCAGGGUAGAUCAUACUGCAGAUCCUUCAAACUGAAGAUAUAUUAGGAACACCAACACGGUAGUCAUGUUCAAACAGUAACGCUAAUGUUUCGUGAAGAUUAUCUCAUGUUGGUAUGUGUUUAUUUACCCAAGUGGCCUUGCAGCAUUUAUCCAUCCAUUUGGACCCAUAAGAUCAUCUGGGAAAAGUUGACUAAUGGAAUGUGAAUAGGGACGAAAUUGACUAAAGACGCACAGCUAUGUGUCAGACUAUAACUGUUCAAAAAGCUGAAAUUUUAUUAGCUGUACAUAAUAAUUUAUCGUGGAUUAAAAAUCUGUGCAGCCAAGGAAAAUGUUCAGAAACCCACAGAAGGUUUAAAGUUGUGUACAAACUGUAGGUUGUUCUAUAUAUUGACGUUUGUGAACAUCAGGAGUUUGUUGUGCAGGGGAAUGUAGCCCAGCGGCUAUGAAAGGUUCCUGUAACCAUACAGUAUCUGAAUAAUAUCACAGAAGGCGAUGGUCCUCGGAUCGAUCUCCAUGAUUCUUAAUUAUCUUACAACCCAUGAUGGAUCCUUCCUGAUAUUUCCAUUUUCCGCUCCGAGGACAGCUAUUCCAUGUAUCUGCUGUCCAACGCAAAGGUAUCUGUGACAACACGUUAAUGUUACCACGUGAUAGUUACGCCUGUGUUUGUAUUUAUACACGUUAUCUGUACCAGCCAAGGCCAUGAUUAAACUCCACCCACAGAUCAAUUCACUGAAA